CUCACGCCGCCACUGAGUCAUGAUUAUCCUUAAUACUAUUACAUGCAUUAUUACGAACUGCUGAGCUGCAACCCCCACCGCUAACCUGUCAAACCAGUCUAGUUCAUCACAUUCAAUACAUGGAUGUGUAUAUCACACCAGCCUCACUUUCGAUCCGUGCCUAUUCAGCACAUUACGUAUGUAUGCAUUCAUCAAUGUGAGGCGCGAGGCUGGACGGCAGGAAUCAUUUCCAAGAUCCAUUCGUAUGUACAUAUACAUCCAAGGCAUGCAUGCAUAGCCUCCCUCUCAGUAUUCGAUCAGCUCAUAAUCCUGGCUGUGAUCAUGAUCGACUGGAUCGGAACGACGGGAAGCAGAAACAAAAGGGCCUGCCCCGGAGUGAUGAGCACGCAUCGAUCCUGCAGGCAGGGCAGUGCAGUGCAGUGCAUGGUCAUGUCAGGCAAGUCACGAACAUCAACUGGCUCGGCUGUCAAUACAUAGUAGACAGGACUAGGUGGGUUUGUAUGGUGCAUGACGCACGCUAUCUCGGCGUGAAUCUGGCUUGCAGAGAUACAUAGCUAGUCAGUGAUACUAUCAACUAGUCUGCGUACAUGUAACCCUGCGUCAACUUCGACGGACAGCCUUGAAUAGUCGUGGAGCCUUAGUCGCUCUAUUAUAAUCAUAAUCAGUAACUUAAUCGUUUGAUUAUUUGAUUAUUUAAUCGCCACCGAUAAAACAACCAGUACUAAGAA
Molecule: messenger RNA, 728 nt
Organism: Talaromyces proteolyticus
Lineage: Eukaryota; Fungi; Ascomycota; Eurotiomycetes; Eurotiales; Trichocomaceae
Exons: 1
Coding region: 124-477 (117 amino acids)
Source: RefSeq, a predicted model, not a curated record